Molecule: messenger RNA, 963 nt
Organism: Grus americana (Whooping crane)
Lineage: Eukaryota; Metazoa; Chordata; Aves; Gruiformes; Gruidae
Gene: IGLL1
Product: immunoglobulin lambda like polypeptide 1
Exons: 4
Coding region: 82-789 (235 amino acids)
Biological process (GO): immune response; immunoglobulin production
Source: RefSeq, a predicted model, not a curated record
GCCAGUAGGGGCUUAAAAGGGAGUCGGGGUCCGCAAAAGAGCUCCAUCGGUGUGGGGACACGGAGCUGGUGGGAUCGCACCAUGGCCUGGGCCCCUCUUCUCCUCGUGGUGCUCGUCCACAGCUCAGGUUCCCUGGUCCAGGCAGCGCUGACUCAGCCGCCCUCGGUGUCAGCGAACCUGGGACAAACCGUCCAGAUCACCUGCUCUGGGGUUUACAGCAGCUACAGCAACAAUGCUGGGUGGUACCAGCAGAAGGUUCCUGGCACUGCCCCUGUCACUGUGAUCUAUAGCAGCAACAAGAGACCCUCGGACAUCCCUUCGCGAUUCUCUGGCUCCCAAUCAGGCUCCACGGCCACGUUAACCAUCACUGGGGUCCAAGCCGAGGACGAGGCUGUCUAUUACUGUGGUGGCUACGACGGCAGCAGCACUAAUGGUGUAUUCGGGGCCGGGACCCUGUUGACCGUCCUAGGCCAGCCCAAGGUCGCCCCCACCGUCACCCUGUUCCCGCCAUCCUCCGAGGAGCUCUCGACACAGAACAAAGCCACCCUGGUGUGUCUGCUGGGAGACUUCUACCCCGGCGCUGCGCAGGUGACCUGGACGGCUGACGGCAAUACCCUCAGCAGCGGCGUCGUGACCAGCCAGCCCCAGCGGCAGAGCAACAACCAGUACAUGGCCAGCAGCUACCUGACGCUGAGUGCCUCCGACUGGAAGAAGUACGAUAACUACGUCUGCAAGGUCACGCACGAGGCCGGCAAUGUGCAGAAGUCCCUGAGCAGAUCCACGUGCUAACCCCGCCGGGACCUCCCCGUGCCCGGCGGCCCCUCGCCGGCCCCCUCCCUCUUCCCCGCUGCUGGGGGCAGCGGCUCCACCCCACCGCGAAUGUCUCUCCCCAUGUCCCCCUGUUCCCUGCUCCUGUCCCCCCACCCUGAGUGUCACAUGAAUAAACACCGACACUGAACUAGC